Molecule: messenger RNA, 342 nt
Organism: Dioscorea cayenensis subsp. rotundata (Guinea yam)
Lineage: Eukaryota; Viridiplantae; Streptophyta; Magnoliopsida; Dioscoreales; Dioscoreaceae
Exons: 1
Coding region: 1-342 (113 amino acids)
Source: RefSeq, a predicted model, not a curated record
AUGAGUGAGAGUGGUGAAGUUAAAGAGCACGCCCCCAACAUGAUCUCUAUGAUUGAGAGGUUGGAAGCUCUUGAGUCUUCCAUGGACUACAACAGUCGUGUCGAUCUCAUCUUGCAGUCUCUUCCUGAUUCCUUCUCUCAAUUCAUUGUUAAUUUUAACAUGAAUGAUAUUGAGUACACACUGACGGGUCUUCUUAACAAGUUAGUGAGUGCUCAGUCUCAAAUGAAGACUAAAGGGAAGGAUGUUGUUGCUUUGGCUAUCUCUACCUCUAGGCCCUCAAAGCCUAAGAAGAAAAAGAUGAUCAAUGAGCAAAAUGUUUUGGCUCCAAAUUGGGAGGAGUAA